Molecule: messenger RNA, 2869 nt
Organism: Haplochromis burtoni (Burton's mouthbrooder)
Lineage: Eukaryota; Metazoa; Chordata; Actinopteri; Cichliformes; Cichlidae
Product: histidine-rich glycoprotein-like
Exons: 1
Source: RefSeq, a predicted model, not a curated record
UCUCAGGGAAACAGUACAGAGCAGAAGGGAGAUAAAGUGGAGGGGAAAGGCUCCAGAGAGGAUUACCAGCACCACCAUCACCGUCACCACCAUCAUCACCACCACCAGAGCCUGGACCAGGGCGAUGCUGACGCAGAGGGGGAGGAGGAGGGCAACGAGGAGGAGAGGCCUCUUAGGACAGAGUCAUCCAGGAGAUCCCAGCACGUCCACCACCGGUCAUCUUCUACCAGGACUGAACAUCACAACCACCAUCACCACCACCACCAUCACAGCAGUAAAGCCAAGGGCCUCUCCCGGCAAGAGACUUUGGACUCUGAGACCCCCGAGAGCAGGGAGAGCCGAGAAAGUCGAGAGAGCAAGGACUCGGCUUGUACUGAGCCGCGCACUCAGCGUCUUCAGCAGGAAGAGGAGGACGAUGAGGAUCAAGGGGAGGGGCAUCCCCAGCAGCAACAGCAUUACGAGCCACUGCCCCACCGGGACCACAACCACCAUCACCACCACCACCAUCACCGCAGCGGGGCAGACGAGGCCGGUCACAGCACGGGACACCAGCGCUCCAAAGAGCGCGAACAGGACCACAAUGAGCGGAACAAGCAGCGCUCUCACCACCACCACCGGCCAGCACGCGACCACCACCAUCACUACUACGACCGGGACAGAGAGAGGGACAGAGAAGGGGAGGUAGCUCCAAAAAAGAGGGGUGAGGCAGGGGAAUGGGCCAGAGACACAUACAUCCACCAGUGACAGACCAGAACCCCUCCCAAGGCCCUCCUGGACUCUGUUCUGUCCUCCCAUCGUGCUGCUAUACCCUGAAAAACCACAGCAUCCUAUUUAUGUACACUUCUUUGUAAAUGCUGUUGCAUCUUUUUCAAUGGCAGGAUUUUGAUUACAUAGAUACAAAUAUAAAUAUAUGAAUAUAUGUAUGUGUGUAUCUAUGCAUAGACGUUGUUUAUGUGUGGAUAUGCAUGAAUAUUCUCAAAUAUGCAUAUUUUAAACCUGUGUUUGAUAAAGCAUGACACAAAAGCAGAAUUUUUUCUGUACUGAGCUGUGCUUUCUGUGAUUAGCAUUAUAAUUUUUAUUGUUUCUAAUAUUAUUAUUAUUAUUAUUAAGUUGUAUUGCUUGCUACCACUUGAAUAAUUUGUUCCUUCAGACUACUGCGAGGGUUGACCAGCCAUCAUACUUUGAUGUUGUAGUUGCAGAAUAGUUUGACACUUUGGGAAAUAACACUUGCCUACAUAGUUGCCAGUUUAUUAUGUACACCUAAUGAGCGUAGGGCAGCACGGUGGCACAGUGGUUAGAACUGUUGCCGCACAGCAAGAAGGUCCUGAGCUCAGGCCAGGGUCUUUCUGUGUGGAGUUUGCAUGUUCUCCCCGUGUUUGCGUGGAUUUCCUCCAGGUACUCCAGCUUCCUCCCACAGUCCAAAGACAUGCAGUUUGUGGGGAUAGGUUAACUGAUUAAUCCAAAUUACCCAUAAGUGUGAAUGUGCGCGCGAAUGGUUGUCUGUCUCUCUGUGUUAGCCAUAACACUUCCCAUAAUUACAUUGAAAACUAUAGAAACUACUCAUUCUCUAAGUAGUCUGCUUGUACACCUCUGGACUGCUUUCAGAGAUGCUCCUGUUUUUAGGUCACUUGAGACCUUGCACAUUUGUGCUGAUUUAACCACAUACCUCAAAAGAGCUUCUGUUUUAAACAGAUCAGCUUUAAGGUUUAUCAUGAUUGUAACUCAUCGUGAUAAUUAGCUUUCAGGCUACAACCAAGCAACCAAACAGAGUCCAACCCCAGUGACAGUGCUUUAGGUCAGGACCAUGCUCGUUUUUGUCUUCAUAUUUUCAAGAUUCACAUAGUUGUCAGUUUAUCCACCAGGACCAGACUGUUUUACGAAUGUUCUGAGGCACGCAUUUGUGGGGAGAGGACCUGAAUGGUGGCCUGUACCAUCUAUAAAUGUCCUACUACAAAUAGUCUGAAAACACUUAAAAUAGCAGCAGUUCUUGAAGUGAUCAAGGGGUCCACAAGGAGACAACUGUGAUUGGUAGACUGGACAAAACAGCAAACACAAAUCCCUUUUGGGGUUGUGUCAAGAAGAAAAUCCAGUGUAAAAACUCCACCAAACCUACCCACUGUGAGUAAGGGAUCAGCCAAGCGUAGCAUCUCUAAGAAGCUUAACAGCUUUCAGUACUUUAGUAAGUAUAAAUCACAGAUUUGAGAAUAAUCAUAAAGUUGAAUCAAUGACUGUUUGAUUUAAAAAAUAACUGAAUACUGUACUCUUCAUAAAUGCAGCACUGUUAUAUCAGACUGCAUUGAUUUUUAGCAGGUGAAAAACUUGAUACCACUCUCAUAUCUGUAGGAAUGUAGAGCCAACAGCAGGUUAGCUUAGCACAAAUAAACAGGAGGAAAGAGCUCAUGUGAACAGUUUCUCUGAAGGUAAAAACCACCUACCAGCACCUCUAAAAGCUCAACAAUUACCAUUUUGUGUUGGUGAAAUCUGUACAAACCUACAAAUAACAGGUUGUGGCAUUACUGGGGGAGGGGGAUUCGUAUAUGAGAGUGGUAUCGCUCUAACUCUAACAGCGUAUUUCCCAAAGUGUCAAACUGCUCGUUUUAUGUUCAUCACUUACUGCUUAGUUUCUUUUUUUGAUUCCACGGGUUUUAGAUGUUACGUUUUAACAUAUUCAUGCCUUCUUGCAGGCGCACCUUAGUCUUGCCUUACAAGACAGACAAAGAGUUCUCCAGUAACUUCCUCUCAACACAUGCAGUACUGUUCUUUGUAUGGGUCCAGAAACAUUUUAUAACAUUGGAACAGGCUUUUUCACAUUGGUUUCAAGUGAAAGGGAUUUGAUAUAACAUUCCCACCAAAUCGUAGGUCCUGAUGA